Musca vetustissima is the source of this 480-nucleotide messenger RNA. RefSeq lists its product as uncharacterized. The record is from RefSeq and is a predicted model, not a curated record. The coding region runs from base 1 to 480 and encodes 159 amino acids. Lineage: Eukaryota; Metazoa; Arthropoda; Insecta; Diptera; Muscidae. The transcript is spliced from 3 exons.
AUGGCCCCGGUGGCUUGCUUGGCCCGUUUUACAAAUAUCCAAUGCCUAUCUCUGGACAAGGAAUUCACCACUGUGGCCCAAUGUUCGCUAAAAAUGAUCAAACGUAAUGUGGUGGCACUGAAUAUUCAUUGUAGGCUACAUAAGGUUCCGGUGGAUAAGGUGACAGUAAAUGUUGCCCUCUAUAAACGCUCGAAUGGUUUUCAACCGUUUCUAAUCAAUGCCACUGGAGAUUUGUGUAAAUUUUUCGCCAAUCGUAAAAAGAAUCAAAUUUUCAUGAUUUUAGCUCAAUAUUUCUUGCGGAACUCCAAUGUGAAUCACAGCUGUCCAUAUGAUCACGACAUUAUUGUCCACAAUUUAAUUUUGGAUAAUACCCUCUUCUCCUCCCUGCCCCUACAAAAUGGCGAUUAUAUGUUCAAGGUAUUGGCUGGAAUAAUGAAUGUUUGGAAAGUGGAAUUUAAGGUGCAUUUUCGUAAAAGUUAA